AUGGAGCCAGAGGUCAGCGUGAAUUCCAGAAACUGUGACAGAGCUUACCUCACCAGAUGUGAUUUUAACAAUAACUCAAGGCCAUUCUGUGACUGGACCCAGCCUUGCAAUGUCAACCAGGGAGUGUGGAUACGAACAAAGCAUGACACUCCAACUCAUGGAACAGGUCCUGAUGGAGACUAUCCUGAUGGAAAUGGUUAUUUCAUCUACCAAGAAGCGAGUAAUCUGAUCCCCUUUGACACUAACAGGCUGGAGAGCCCAGACAUUGUAGUUUCUGGAAAAAUAUGCAUAGACUUCUGGUACUACAUGUUUGGAACAGAAGAGAUGAAUGAGCUGAGAGUGCUUGUCCAAAAUGGCACAGGGGAGUCUGUGGUGUGGUAUCGGAAGGGAAACCAGAGUUCCUUCUGGGAAUAUGGUGCCAUCAAUCACACUUUUCCAACACAGAGAAAGAUAAAGGUGAUUUUUGAGGCUGUCCGAGGAUUUACAGAGUAUGGGGAUACAGCACUGGACAACGUGAGAGUAAGGGAUGGGCCCUGUGAAGCUAUUUGCAGUAUUCAUGGGGAUCCCCACUACAACACCUUUGACAAGCAACGUCAUGACUUCAUGGGCACCUGCACCUACACCCUCUCCAAGCUGUGUGAGAGUAACAGCUCCUUGCCCUACUUCAAUGUGGAAGCAGCCAAUGAGCACCGGGGAGGCAACACCCGUGUGUCCUAUGUCCAGUAUGUGGACAUUGAUGUCUAUGGCUACAGGAUCAACCUUGGUCAAAAAAGAGCUGUUAAGGUCAAUGGAGUCAGCCAGGUGGUCCCUGUGACCUUGGUCCCAGGUGUCAGUAUCUACCUCAGCGGGCAGUAUGUUGUGGUUACUACUGACUUUGGGCUGCAAGUCAAGUUUGAUGGAAAUCAGAGAGCAGAAAUCACUCUUCCCAGUACCUAUAUGUCUAAAGUCUGUGGAAUAUGUGGAAAUUACAACGGGCAAAAAGCAGAUGACUUUCUCAACCCAGAUGGAGAGAUGGAAGCAAACUCAACCAGCCUUGGCAACAGUUGGCAGGUUUACAAUGACUCCAGGUGCUCACCAGAUGAUGGCCAUACUCCAAACUGCACUGAUGAUGAAAAGCACAUGAUCCAAAGCAAUGCAUACUGUGGUCUGAUCACAGAUCCAAAUGGUCCAUUCCAGAAGUGCCACUCAGUGGUCGAUCCACAGAGUUAUUUUGAAGAUUGCCAGUAUGAUCUCUGUGAACUCCACCUGAACAAUGCAGCCCUCUGUGAAAGCCUACAGGCUUAUGCAGACGUGUGCCAAGCUGCAGGAGUCCAGCUGCUACCAUGGAGAAAUGAAACCUUUUGCCCAUUAGCUUGUCCGGCCAACAGUCACUACGAGCCCUGUGCUGCAGCUUGCCCUGCCACCUGUGUUGACCCCCUGGCUCCCGAUACCUGCAGCCUGCCCUGCGUGGAGGGCUGUGUGUGCGACAGCGGGUACCUGCUCUACAAUGACCGCUGCGUGCCCAGCCAGCAGUGCGGGUGCUGGCACAACGGGCAGCACUACCCCGUGGGCUCCGAGUUCUGGACGGACGACAGCUGCUCCUCCAAGUGUGUGUGUCCUGCACGGGGAAGCAAAGUCCAGUGCUUCAAUGCCUCCUGCCCUGCGGGCCAGUACUGCGGGGUGCAGAACGGGAAACCUGUGUGCCUCGAACACUCCUACGGCAUCUGCCACGUCCACGGCGACCCCCACUACAAAACCUUUGACAAGGUGACGCACAACUUCAUGGGCAACUGCACCUACACCCUGGCCAAAGUGUGCUCCAACACCAGCUCCCUGCCCUACUUCAACGUGGAGGCCAAGAACGAGCACCGGGGCAACACCCGAGUGUCCUACGUGCGCGAAGUCGCGGUUGAGGUGUACGGACAGCGCAUCGUCAUGGUCAAGCAGCAGACGAGCCACGUGCUGGUGAACAACGUGCGGCAGACGCUGCCCGUGAGUGCAGCGGGAGGGGCCGUCACGGUGAGCAAGAGCGGCCGCUACAUCGUCCUGGAGACAGACUUCCGCCUCAGAGUGUCCUACGACGCUGACCACUCGGUGGAGGUGAAGGUGCCCACCACCUACUUCAACCUGACCUGUGGCAUGUGUGGCAACUUCAACAACCGCAGAGACGACGAGUACAUGAUGCCCAACGGGCAGCAAGCCGCAGACUCCAAUGCGCUGGGACAGAGCUGGCAGGUCCCAGACAGUGACCCCUCCUGCGGUGUCCCUGUCCCCUCCCCACCCUGCAGCGCAGAAGAGGAGCAGCUCUACCGCUCCGACCAGUUCUGUGGCUUACUGACCACCAGGCCUAGCUCUUUUGACAGUUGCCACGGCGUGAUCAACCCCCAGGACUACUUUGACACCUGCCUGUAUGACCUCUGUGCCCUGAAUGGUGGCCAGGAGUUCCUGUGUGCUGCUCUGGAGGCCUAUGCUGACGCGUGCCAGGCAGCUGGUGUGACUCUUCUUCCCUGGAGAAAUACCACCUUCUGCCCCCUGCAGUGUCCUCCCAACAGCUACUAUGAUCCCUGCAUGACCGGCUGUCCUGCCACCUGUGUUGACCAACAAGCCCCACAGAACUGCUCCAAGCCUUGUGUGGAGGGCUGUGCAUGUAGCUCUGGCUUCCUCCUCAGCGGAGACACCUGUGUGCCCGAGGCCAACUGCGGCUGCCUCUUUGAGGGCAACUACUAUACUGAAGGCGAAUCCUUCGUGAAUGACAACUGCACUCGCCAGUGCCGCUGUGAAGCCAAAGGCCAGAUGGUUUGCUCUGCCCUGUCCUGUGGCGAGGACGAGGUCUGCAAGAUCCAGGAUGGCCAGAGGGGCUGUUACCCAGCCAGCACUGCCAUCUGCCACGUCUACGGUGACCCGCAUUACAGCACCUUUGAUGGGAAGCUCCACCACUUCCAGGGCUCCUGCAACUACACAGUGGUGACGGGCUGUGACAACUCCUCCGUUGGCUUCAGUGUCACCACCCGCAACGAACAUCGCGGCAGCCAGAGCUGGACAGCUCUGGACUCUGUGGCACUGUCCCUCCGAGGCCUCCACAUUGCUCUGCGCGAGCACAAGGCAGUCUACAUCAACGGUGCUCUGGUCUCCCUGCCUGCUUCUCCGGCCCCCGGUGUGAGCAUUUCCCUGAGCGGCUCCUAUGUGAGGGUUUCUACCAAGCUGGGCCUGCAGCUGCAGUUCAAUGGGGACCAUGAGCUCCUAGUGAAGGUGUCUGAGAAAUACAAGGGCAAACUCUGUGGCCUAUGUGGGACGUACACUGGGAGCCAGCAGGACGACUUCAUGCGACCCGAUGGGGUGGUUGUACCCGACUUCAACGACUUUGGAGCCAGCUGGAGGGUGCCAGAUGCUGAGUGGCCGUGUGACCCAACCAUCAGCCCGCCUGCAUCCUGCUCCCCUGCUGAAGAGGAGGCAGCUAACAAGCAGUGCUCAAUCCUCACACAGCUCAGUGGCCCGUUCCAGCCGUGCCAUGCAGUUCUGCCACCCGAGACAUACUUUGAGAGCUGUGUCUAUGACCAGUGUGCCACGGAUGGCAGCACGGAGCAGCUCUGCAAUGACCUGGGGGCUUACGCUGCAGCCUGUGCUGAGGCGGGCGUUGAUCUGGGAGACUGGAGUGCUGGCACUGUCUGUGCUCCACCAACUGACUGUAAUUUUGCCUGCACCUUCGAGAAGGACUUCUGUGGUUGGGUCCAGGAAGAUUACAGCAGCAUUGACUGGAUAAGGAACAAAGGCCCAACGCCCACGCCAAAUACCGGCCCAUCCUCUGACCACACAACAGGAGAUGGCUACUACAUCUUCCUGCAAGGGGGUGAUGAUGCUCUCCCUGGCUUUGUGGCUCACCUGGUCAGUCCGGUGUGCAGCUGGGAAGGAACAGUCUGCUUCCGCUUCUGGUACCACAUGUACGGAACUGCUCAAACAAUGGCCCUGGGCGUUUACGUGAAGAAGGAUGGUGAGCAAGUGCUGGUCUGGAAGAAAGCUGGGAACCAAAACGACACGUGGCACUUGGGACAGGUCACGGUGCACACCACAGGAAACAUGCAGAUUUUGCUGGAGGGAGAAUGGGGUGAAGAUGUGCGGAGCAACAUAGCGUUGGAUGAUAUCUCCAUUGAAAAGGGAUCCUGUGUAUCAGAUCCACCGACACCAACACCCACGGUCCCCCUGCCAGGUACCACAACGCAGCCUGUACUCACCACCUCACCAACCAGACCCACACCGAGCUCAGAUCCAUCGACACCAACAUCCACGCUCCCCCUGCCAGGUACCACAACGCAGCCUGUACUCACCACCUCACCAACCAGACCCACACCGAGCUCAGGUCCACUUCCUACUACGUCUCCUACUCCACUGCCUAACAUUACAACACAGACACCACCAACACCACCACCUGGGGUGACCUCAGAUCGUGCUUCCUGCAGCGCCUCUGGGGACCCACAUUACAACACUUUUGACCACAAAGUCCAUAAUUUCAUGGGAAAUUGCACUUACACCCUCUCCAAAGUGUGCACUGUCUCUGAGAGUCUUCCAUACUUUGAUGUGUCCACAACAAAUGAGCACAGAGGAGCCAACACCAAAGUCUCUUAUGUGAAGUCAGUGCAUGUGGAAGUCUAUGACAAUCAGAUUUCUCUGCUGAAAAACAAGAAAGUGAAUGUGAAUGGUUACAGAAUGAACUUGCCUGUAUUUAUUGAAAAGAAGAUCAGUAUUCAAAGCAGUGGUGGAUAUGUUCUCUUGGAAACUGACUUUGGACUGUGGGUGAGAUAUGAUGGAAAUCAUUAUGCAGAAGUCUCUGUGCCCUCUAAUUACAGUGGUCUGCUCUGUGGCCUCUGUGGUAAUUAUAAUGGUGAUCCAAAUGAUGACAAUAUCAAGCCCAAUGGUGACAUUGCAAGUGGUUCCACUGAUCUUGGAGAAAGCUGGCAGGUGCCUGAGAAUAACACCAUAUGCUCCAGUGGUGGGACAGAAGAGCAAUGUGAUCCUGUGUUGGAGAGUGAAGCAAAGAAAAACACAGCAUGUGGCAUGAUCACAGACCCUACAGGAAUCUUCAAGGACUGUCACUCCAAGGUGCCUCCACAGAAUUUCUUUGAAAACUGUGUUUAUGACAUGUGUUUCACUGGGGGACAGGCAACCUCCUUAUGCUAUGGACUGCAGGCCUAUGCUGAGUCAUGUGUCAAUGCUGAGAUAUGCAUAGAAUGGAGGAAUGCUACUCUUUGCCCAAUGUCCUGUCCUGGAGGCAGCAUCUACAAGAGCUGUGGUACUAGGUGUCCCUCUACCUGUUUGAACAUCUCAUCAGCUGAUUCAUGCAGUUCUUUGCCAGUGGAAGGUUGCUUCUGUAAGGAAGGCUAUGUUUUGAGUGGAGACAAAUGUGUGCCAGAAAGCAACUGUGGUUGUGUUGAUGAAAAAAACCAGUAUCACCAGCUGGAUGAAAGCUGGUUCACCCGUUACCCCUGCACUGAGCGCUGCACCUGCAAGGCCAAUAACACCAUAGAGUGCAAAUCCUGGGAGUGUGGAGUCCAAGAGGAGUGCAGUAUUCAGGAUGGUGUGCUGGGCUGCCAUUCCAAUGGUCAAGCAACAUGUCAAGUGGUAGGAGAUCCCCAUUAUUUCACUUUUGAUGGAAUGAAGUACACUUUUGUGGGAACCUGCACCUACACUUUGGUUGAGGUUGUCAGCACUGCCACCAAUGUCAUUCCUAUAACCAUACUUGGCAAGAAUGAAGACAGGGGACUAAGAGGGGCCACAUACCUGAAAGAAGUCUACGUGGAUGUGCAUGGCAUACGAAUCACCCUUCAGAAAAAACAAGGAAUCCUGCUGAACAAUGAGAGAGUCUACACUCCAGUGCAGAACCGACUGCCAGGUGUGUCCAUUGGAAAUGUUGGCAGAUUUAUAGUACUGGAAACUGACUUUGGUGUGACAGUGAAAUAUGAUGGCAAUCAUCAUCUGGAAAUCACCCUCCCACGCUCUUAUUUCUCACAGGUGCAUGGUAUGUGUGGCAAUUUCAAUGGUAAUCGUGAAGAUGAUCUGUCCUUGACCAAUGGUACACUUGUCACUGCCCCACAGUUUGGAAAUAGCUGGGAAGUGGAGACAGACAGCGAUAAGGGUUGCUUGCCAGAUUUAAGUGAAGAUGACAAUCCUCCUUGCACUGCUGAGAAUAAACAACCCAUUGAAAGACAGUGCAAUGUUCUAAAAUCAGACAAAUUCAAAGAAUGCCAUAGUCUAGUCAACCCUGAUGACUUCAUAGAGAUCUGCAUCUAUGAUAUGUGCCAGUAUGAUGGUAUGAAGUCCGCUCUCUGUGACAUCGUUCAAGUCUAUGUGGACACCUGCAAGAACCAUGGAAUCACCAUUAAAUGGAGGAAUAGCACAUUCUGUCCACUGCCCUGCCCAUCCCGGAGCCGCUACACAGAGUGUGUCUCUCCCUGCCCAUCAACAUGCAGUGACAUUUUUGCCUCUUCCCUUUGUGAGAAGACAGAAGAGUGCACAGAAGGCUGUGAAUGUGAUGAUAAUUAUGUGCUCAGCAAUGGCAACUGUGUGCCUCUCAGCAGCUGUGGCUGCAGGGAUGAUGACAACAAUUACUACACCGCUGGGGAGACAUGGCUAACUCCACACUGCACCAAAAGAUGCCAGUGCCAGAAGAAUGGUGUCAUCAGUUGCAAGAGCUAUAGCUGUGAUUCUAGAGAAACCUGCGUGAUCAAAAAUGGAAAGCACAAGUGCAAUCCAACAGGUUUUGGGAAAUGCCAAGUGAUGGGUGACCCACACUACGUAACCUUUGAUGGGCUGGUGCACCACUUCCAAGGGAAAUACACAUAUAUUCUGGCUCAGACCAUCCCUGACCUACCUGACACCCUGGCACAGUUCAGCAUUGAAGGCACGAACUAUCCUUUGCGUGGAAGUCGACACAUUACUUACCUGAAAGAGAUGCUCAUCAAUGUUUACAACCACACAGUGCGGUUCAGGCAGAACAAGCAGGUUCUGUUGGAUGGUGUGAGGGUGAGACCCCCAGUUCGACCUCAUGAGGGUAUUCGUAUAUAUCAGAGGACAACAAGAAUUUACCUGGAGACAGAUUUUGGCUUAUACCUGAGCUUUGAUGGCAAUCAAAAUGCAGACAUAAAGCUGGCUACCACCUACAGAAGCAGAGUGGAAGGCUUAUGUGGUGACUUUGAUGGGGGAUACAGAAAUGACUUUAAAAAUCCAAAUGGUGUUUGGGUGCGGAACGUGAAUGUGUUUGGUGAAAGUUGGAAAGUUCCCCUGAAAAGAAGCUCUCGUCUCAGACGAGAUGUCAUCUCAGAAAAUGAGUCUGAGGAGGAACCAGAUCCAGGACUUUUCCAAGGCUGCAAUGAAAAUCAGCUGGAGCAGCAAAACACAACUACAAAGUGUCAAAUCCUGACUCACUCUAAUGGUCCUUUUGCCAAGUGUCAUUCUACAGUCGAACCAGGUUUCUAUUUCACGAGCUGCCUGUUCGAUAUGUGUGUGGAAGGAGAUGAGGUCGCUACCUUGUGUCGCAGUCUGGAGGAAUAUGUGCUGGCUUGUCAGCAGCAAGGAGUCAGCAUGGAUGGCUGGAGGCAACAGUCAGAGUGUGCUCUGCCAUGUCCUGCCAACAGCAAGUACAGCUCAUGCAUGUCUGCAUGCCCAGCGUCCUGCAACGACCUGACCAGCCCCUCUGAGUGUGAAUCACCCUGUGUUGAAGGCUGUGAAUGUCUCCCUGGUUAUGUUCUUAGUGGCUUUGACUGUGUGCCUUACAAACAGUGUGGCUGCACAUAUCUUAACAAAUACUAUGAGAUUGGAGAAAAAUUCACCACUGAUGACUGCUCUCAGAAAUGCCAAUGCACAGAAAGCUCCACUGUUUCCUGCACUGAUGUAGUGUGUGGGUCGGAUGAAAUCUGUGGCGUUUCAAACUACAGUCGUGGAUGCUACAGGAGCGGCCCAUGUAUGCCAAAUCCUUGUAAGAAUGAUGGCAUUUGCUCUGAAACUUCCAACGGCCCCUCCCUCUACUUCUGUGAAUGUUCAGAACUCUACACAGGACCAAACUGUGAGGCUGAAAAAUUAGUUGUAGAGCCUGACACAGAGGAUUCGAACAACACAGUUGCCAUUGUCAUCGGAGUUGUGGCAGGUGUAGUUGUUAUUGUCAUUCUCAUCUCCUCCACUGUAUACCUGUUCAGAAGGAAGAGAAAGGUGUAUUCAGCUACAGUAUCAAGGGAUUCUUCUUUUAAGUGGUCCAGGGAUGAAUCAAAUGCCAGAGUACGUGAGCAAGACUAUGGCUGCAUCGUGAACAGAGCAUUUGAUCAAAAUGAAUCCCCAAAUACACACCUAUAA
Molecule: messenger RNA, 8316 nt
Organism: Ficedula albicollis (Collared flycatcher)
Lineage: Eukaryota; Metazoa; Chordata; Aves; Passeriformes; Muscicapidae
Product: zonadhesin-like
Exons: 42
Coding region: 1-8316 (2771 amino acids)
Cellular component (GO): extracellular matrix; membrane
Molecular function (GO): protein binding
Source: RefSeq, a predicted model, not a curated record